UAAAGUGUUCUCGAUAUCAAAAAUAAGGUGAAAAAUAUUUAGAAAAAUUAAUAUUUUGUGUUUCUACUUGUGUAUAUGGAAAUAUGGACUAUUACAUUGUGAAACAAUUCAAACCAAAAACCUUAAUAAAUAUUAUUGGAAUUGGAGUAUUUGUAUAUGGAUGCGUUUUUACAGUAUUGUCCUGCAUAUUUGAUUGUGAUGUACAGCUAGGAUUUUUACAGAUAUUAGGAAAAUCACCUCGACGUUUGAAAGGCAAGGUUGCUUUUAUUACUGGAGCUUCGAGUGGUAUCGGAGAGCACACAGCUUAUGCCUUGGCUAGACAUGGAGUUAAGCUGGUAUUGGCUGCCAGAAGGAACCUAGAAUUGCAAAGAGUGAAACAACAGUGUAUUGCGAUUUCCGGUGGCAAAUUACAAGAGCAGGAUGUUUUGGUUAUCCCCAUGGACGUCCUGGAUAUUUCCUCACACAAAAUGCACUUUCAGCAUGCAAUUAGACAUUUUGGAACAGUAGAUAUUUUAAUAAACAAUGCAGGCAGGUCACAAAGGGCCAUUUUUGACACGAUCGAUCUAAGUGUAGACAAACAAUUAUUUGAACUGAACGUAUUUUCUAUUUUGAAUUUUACAAGGGUUGCACUGGAGCAUUUCAACAAAAAAGGCGAGGGACAUAUAGCCGUCAUGACCAGUAUGGCUGGUGUAAUGGGUGUUCCAUUCUCUGCCUCGUACACAGGUAGCAAGCAUGCUCUUCACGGCUAUUUUAACUGUCUGAGAACAGAGAAAAUCGGUAAAAAUAUCCAUGUAACAUUAUUGUGUCCGGGUCCCGUGUAUACGCCAUUUUUGACAGAAGCCUUUACAGAUAAAGAUGGACAGAAAUAUAACGUACCCGCUCAAACAACUGACAGAAGAAUGACAGCUAAACGGUGUGGCGAACUCAAUGCCAUAGCUAUAGCAAACAAAGUCAGCGAAGCAUGGUUGGGUGUGUUUCCAAUGAUCCCUAUAGGAUAUUUUGCUGUAUAUUUCCCAGUUUUAUUCUCUACGUGUUUGAAAGUACUGGGCCCUCAAAUAAUGUUCAAGCUGAGAGAUAGUAAAGAGACAGAACUUGGAGAGAUACAAAAGGAUGCUUAAUUUUUAUCUCUGGUGGUGGAAAACACUAUAUUUCAGCACUGAUUUUCCUUUUAGCACCUUAAUUCUAGAGAGUAAGGUUAUUUUGGGUACUAAUUUAACAAAAAACACUAUUUUUACAAAUAAAUUUACAAAACUAAGACUCA
Sitophilus oryzae (rice weevil) is the source of this 1261-nucleotide messenger RNA. Its product is annotated as dehydrogenase/reductase SDR family member 7. Bases 84 to 1118 code for a protein of 344 amino acids. The transcript is spliced from 8 exons. Lineage: Eukaryota; Metazoa; Arthropoda; Insecta; Coleoptera; Curculionidae. The record is from RefSeq and is a predicted model, not a curated record. Gene Ontology annotation, molecular function: oxidoreductase activity.